AUGAAAUCAUUUGCAUUCCGAAAUUGUUAUUCAUUGUCUCGAGUUUCACUUCCACUUCAUAGCAACAUCAACGAGAUCUAUGGUGGUGCAUUUGUCAACUGUCCAAAUCUUAUAUCUAUCCAAGUUGAUGAAAGUGAUGAUCGAUAUCGAUUCAGCAACGGUGCAUUCACUAACUAUGAUGAGACACGCCUCAUCGCAUUCAUCCCAUCAAAUCCAACCGACACAUACAUUGUUCCUGUUACCAUGACAACAAUUGGAAACUACGCAUUCAUGUCAUGUUCUAAUCUUGUCCGAAUCCUUUUCAGCGGGAACAGCAUCAAAGAACUUGGAACAGAAUCAUUAAAAGGCUGCAGCAAACUUUCAUUCUUGUACAUCACUAGCUCAAGCUUAACGACAAUUGGCGAGCGAGCAUUCGAAGACUCACCACAUCUUCUUAAAUGUGGAUCAAUUCGAUGCUCCAAAAGUAAGAUCAAUUUAUUCACACAACGAAACAUCCCAAUAAUAUCAUUUGAAUUAGAUUGCAAACUUAUUGUAAACACAUGUGCUCAAAAACUAUCAACUUUUUCAACAAUCUCCAUCACUCUUUUAACACCAAUUAUCAUUAUGUAA
Trichomonas vaginalis G3 is the source of this 609-nucleotide messenger RNA. Its product is annotated as structural constituent of cell wall. The transcript has a single exon. The coding region runs from base 1 to 609 and encodes 202 amino acids. Lineage: Eukaryota; Parabasalia; Trichomonadida; Trichomonadidae. The record is from RefSeq and is a predicted model, not a curated record.